AUGGGCAAGACUGGGAUCCGGACUGUUUGCAAGGUCGAUUUUGACAGACCUGCUUCCGAGCAGCCGUAUCUUCAUAACAGAUGGCAUCCAGAUAUUCCCUUUGCUGGCAGUAUCAGGGACGGCGAGACAGUCAAGAUCGAAUGUCUCGAUUGGACUGGUGGGCAGAUCAAGAACAAUGACUCGGCAGACGAUGUCAAAAACGUCGACCUCACCAGAGUCCACUAUCUUUCCGGGCCAUUUGAGAUCGAGAAUGCGGAGCCGGGAGAUCUGCUCCUUGUCGAGAUUAUGGACGUUCAGCCAUUUCAAGACCAGCCCUGGGGAUUUACGGGGAUAUUCGAUCGACGCAAUGGGGGUGGGUUUCUGGACGAGAUAUAUCCUUCAGCCGCCAAGGCAAUUUGGGACUUUGAGGGCAUCUAUUGCACGAGCCGACACAUCCCCCACGUCAAGUUUGCCGGGCUCAUCCACCCGGGCAUUCUCGGGUGUGCCCCAUCCGCCGAGGUGCUCGAAAGGUGGAACACACGCGAGGCUGCGCUUAUUGCGGCCAACAGGCUAGACCGUGAGGUGGCCUUGCCACCACAACCUCUCAGUGUUCACGCAGGUAGCGCAGAUAAUGGCCUGAAGCAGAAGGUCGGCCGUGAAGGCGCGAGAACCAUACCCGGGCGUCCAGAGCAUGGAGGAAACUGCGACAUCAAAAACCUCUCCCGGGGCUCAAAAGUGUACCUUCCCGUUCACGUCCCCGGUGCCAAGUUCUCCGUCGGCGACUUGCACUUCUCACAAGGUGAUGGCGAGAUCUCCUUCUGCGGCGCCAUCGAGAUGGCCGGCGUCAUCACCAUCAACUUCAGCGUCAUCAAAAAGGGCGUGACCAAUCUCGGCCUCAAGAGUCCCAUCUACAUCCCCGGCCCCGUCGAGCCGCAGUUCGGUCCCGUGCGGUACAUCUACUUCGAAGGCUUCAGCGUAGACGAAAGCGGACGACAGCAUUACAUGGACGUAACGGUCGCCUACCGACAAACCACGCUCCGCUGCAUCGAAUACCUGCGCCGCUUCGGCUACUCGGACUACCAGAUCUAUCUGCUGCUGUCGUGCGCGCCCGUGCAGGGCCACGUGGCCGGCAUCGUCGACAUCCCCAACGCCUGCACCACCCUCGGCCUGCCCAUGGACAUCUUCGACUUUGACAUCUCGCCGUCAGCCGCCGCUGCUGUCGGAGCUGGGCGCGGCCGCCGCCCCGCGCUGAAUAUGGGUCGCUGCGCGUUUGAGACGGGGAGGACGUCUGGGGAGGUGAGGGUGGGUGGAGGUGGUGCGGGUGGUGGGCAGGUUAGUUUUGGCGGGGGGUUGACGUAUCGAUGA
Molecule: messenger RNA, 1344 nt
Organism: Chaetomium globosum CBS 148.51
Lineage: Eukaryota; Fungi; Ascomycota; Sordariomycetes; Sordariales; Chaetomiaceae
Exons: 10
Coding region: 1-1344 (447 amino acids)
Molecular function (GO): hydrolase activity, acting on carbon-nitrogen (but not peptide) bonds, in linear amides
Source: RefSeq, a predicted model, not a curated record